This is a messenger RNA of Vigna angularis (adzuki bean), 1348 nucleotides long. RefSeq lists its product as uncharacterized. The coding region runs from base 14 to 1129 and encodes 371 amino acids. Gene Ontology annotation, molecular function: carbohydrate binding; aldose 1-epimerase activity. Gene Ontology annotation, biological process: glucose metabolic process; beta-D-galactose catabolic process via UDP-galactose, Leloir pathway. NCBI's taxonomy places the organism in Eukaryota, Viridiplantae, Streptophyta, Magnoliopsida, Fabales, Fabaceae. The record is from RefSeq and is a predicted model, not a curated record. The transcript has 5 exons.
CUCGUAGCAGUUAAUGUUAUGUUGGAUCUGUUCUUAUAUACGAGUUGUGUUAUUCAAUCUGAUCACUUCAGUCACCUUCAUACUCUUUUCCUCUCUCUCUUCAAUUCCAAUGGCGGAUCAGAGCCCCAAACCAGAGACCUUCGAGCUCAGCAAUGGCAGCAUGAAGAUUCUCCUCACCAAUCUCGGAUGCACCAUCAUCUCCUUAUCUGUUCCCGGAAAAGAUGGGGUGUUAUCCGACGUCGUUCUUGGCCUCGACUCUGUUGAAUCCUAUGAGAAAGGUCUUUCUCCAUAUUUUGGCUGCAUUGUGGGUCGGGUUGCAAACCGAAUCAAGGAUGGCAAAUUUACACUUGAUGGAGUUCAGUACACUUUGCCUCUGAACAAACCCCCAAACAGUCUCCAUGGUGGAAAUAUUGGGUUUGAUAAGAGGGUAUGGGAGGUAGUUGAACAUAAAAAAGGAGAAACUCCUUCAAUCACUUUCAAGUAUCACAGUCAGGAUGGAGAAGAAGGUUAUCCUGGGGAUAUCACUGUUACAGCCACAUACACCCUCACCUCAAACACAACUCUGAGGCUUGACAUGGAAGGAGUGCCAAAGGACAAACCCACCAUAGUUAACUUAGCUCAGCACACCUACUGGAACUUAGCUGGUCACAACUCAGGGAAUGUACUUGACCAUUCAAUUCAGAUAUGGGCUAAUAAUAUCACUCCUGUAGAUGAGAAUACUGUGCCAACAGGUGAAAUCAUGGCAGUGAAGGGUACCCCUUUUGAUUUUACAUCUGAGAAAAGAAUAGGGAACGAUAUUAGUGAAGUUGGAUUGGGAUAUGACCACAAUUUUGUGCUGGAUUGUGGAGAAGAGAAAGAUGGUUUGAGGCAUGUUGCCAGAGUGAGGGAUCCAUCAAGUUCAAGAGUACUUAACUUGUGGACAACUGCCCCUGGUGUGCAAUUUUACACUGGAAACUAUGUUAAUGGUGUUAAAGGAAAAGGAGGUGCCAUAUAUGAAAAACAUGCAGGGUUAUGUCUGGAGACACAAGGAUUCCCUAAUGCUAUAAACCAACCAAAUUUUCCAUCUGUUGUGGUUCGUCCGGGGGAGAAGUAUAGACACACGAUGUUGUAUGAGUUUUCAAUUGAGUGAUGUUGUAUGAGUGGCAUAUCAAUGAGGUAGACAUCUUGUAUUGCAUAUUAUGAUUUAGAAGCAACUUUGGCUUCUGAAAUUCCUAGUUGUUUGCAUUCAAAUAAUAAUCACUUGUCUCAAGUUUGAAUUCUCCAAUGUAAACUGUGCUGUUUUGCUCUCCUAAAUAUGGGUGAGACCGUAGACUUUUUUUUGGUAAGUACAAUGAGGUUGUUGUUUCAU